Messenger RNA from Exserohilum turcica Et28A, 1361 nucleotides. RefSeq lists its product as uncharacterized. The record is from RefSeq and is a predicted model, not a curated record. Lineage: Eukaryota; Fungi; Ascomycota; Dothideomycetes; Pleosporales; Pleosporaceae. The coding region runs from base 4 to 1206 and encodes 400 amino acids. The transcript has 3 exons. Gene Ontology annotation, molecular function: metal ion binding; agmatinase activity.
AAGAUGCGGUUGAAUUGGACAACGCUGUUUGCCUAUGCGGCCUAUGUCUCCGCGCAUGGAGCCCACCAUGCUGAAGGACAGGACUCCUUCUCUCAAGAGCGACUAGAUGAGUUGGAGAAGAAGUGGGGUACAGACUGGCCUUUUUCUGGCAUCUCAACCUUUGCUCAUUUGCCAUACACACGCUGCUUGACUCAGCCCGAGACGACAUACGACAUUGCCAUUCUUGGUGCACCGUUCGAUACAGCAGUUUCAUACCGUCCGGGUGCCCGAUUUGGGCCUCGAGCUAUUCGCGCUGGCUCUUCGCGCCAGACGUCCUUUCGUGGCUUCAACCCGCGCGCCAAUCUCAACCCAUACACGUCGUGGGCAAAGAUUGUCGACUGCGGAGACAUACCCGUCACACCCUUUGACAAUGCAUUGGCGCUGAGGCAGUUGAGCGAGGCUUUUAUGGAGCUAGGAAAACGGCCAGCAACCGAGAAGAGCACACAGAGCGGAGUGCAAUACUUCAAGAAGCCGAAGCUGCUUACACUGGGUGGGGAUCACAGCAUUGCACUACCAGCGUUGAGAGCAUUGAAGGAGGUGUAUGGGGAGCCCAUCACUGUCGUACACUUUGACGCCCACCUAGACACAUGGCACCCGGCCCGCUACCCAUCGACAUGGAUCAACUCGGAGGAUCCGACGACACAAUCCUUCUUCAACCACGGUAGUAUGUUCUGGUUCGCCUCGACCGAGGGUCUGAUUGCCAAUGGCUCAAGUGUGCACGCGGGGCUAAGGACCAGACUGUCGGGCGACGACGCCACAGACUACGACGACGACACGCAACAGGGCUGGCAUCGCAUCGUCACCGACGACAUUGACGACAUAGGAGUCAAGGGAGUCAUCGCAUCCAUCAUGGACCGCGUUGGCACCGAGAGACCUGUCUAUCUCAGCAUCGACAUCGACGUGGUCGACCCCGGAAUGGCGCCAGGUACCGGCACACCGGAGCCUGGAGGUUGGUCGACGCGUGAAUUGCUUCGGAUCCUGCGAGGCAUCGAGGGCCUGAACCUAGUUGGAGCCGACAUUGUUGAAGUCAGCCCGGCAUAUGACGCAGCAGAGACGACUGGCCUUGCCGCGGCACAAAUUGAAUAUGAGGUUUUGACGAACAUGGUGCACAAAGGCCUUGUUGAGCAGGCACGGACUGGGAAACCCCAAGCCAAGGAUGAGCUGUGAUGGUUUGAUGGAGUUGCCGAGGGUAUGGGAGAGCAGCAUAGAGUUGGUUUGGCGGGCUGAUGAGGGCCAUGUCUAGUAUACCAUUUGAUGCAACAUGUAGGCGGGAUGCAGUGAAUCGAGAAGUAGAUGUAGAUGUAGAUGCAGAUGGAGAUGGA